CGCUCAGGCUUCCUGUUUUUUCUUUUUUUUUUUUUUUUAUUUAAGUUGUCUGACCCACAGUUCUGACAAAGAUUGUGGGUUUUAUUCUUUUCCAUACUUAACUAUCAUAUAUCUCACAUUUAGUGCUGACAAAUCUGGUCCUUCGGAAAAUUACUCCCAGAAGGCUUGUAGAAACUGCCACAAAAAAAAUAAAUAAAAAGUUGCAAUUUGAUCCUCUCAGACGUGUUGCAAGUCUAAGUUUCCGUGCAGGGACGGGCCACCGGUCCAGAGACCAGGACGGUCUGUAGUUCUGUUAGUGUGAGGCAGAAGACAGAUCCAGGAACAGCGGGCCAGGGUCAGAACCCAAGACAGACAGAUAAGCUCAGACAGACGUAGCGAUCAGGGCUGGACCUGAAACAGGUCCAAGGAACCAGAUCCGGUCCAGCAUAGCAGUCCCAGGAGAACUGGUGGAGACCGGUAUCUGCAGGGAGACCACAAACCCACUCUGGUGAGAGUGAGAGCUGCAGACGCUUUAAAUAGAAGAGGAAGAGGUGAGGAUGAUGAGGGGGAUCAGCUGGCAGGAAACUCUUCAUCUCCCUCCAGAAGGUUCUUCAUGGACCGCUGUAGUCGCUGUGAGGUCGGGGUUUGUCCGUACCACCGUAUCUCCGGUAUCUCCGUCCUGCGUUUAAUGUGGAAGCUUCAAGAAUCCUGACAGACGUGUUUCUGAACUGUGGAGUUUCUGAGUGAACGUGAGGGAAGAUCCUGGAAACGCCAGGCAGAAAGAACCGGGCCAGGAUUUGGACCAGGAACCUUGUGACUGUGAAGCUCCAGUGUUGCCCACCACCCCCCCCUGAACGGAGGAGGAGAAAACACUCAUCUAGAUGUUUAUCUGUGUUUUAUUCUUUCUCCAGGUGGGAGCGCUGCAGUUUGUCAGAGAUCAGAUGUCGUCCUCUGGUCUCAGUUCUGGAGUCCAACCCGUCUGAUCUGGAACAUCUGGACCUGAGUGAGAACAAGCUGCAGGAUUCAGAUGUGAAGCAGCUGUGUGGUUUCCUGGGUGGUCCAGACUGCAGACUGGAGACUCUGAGGUUGGAGAGAUGCUUGAUGUCAGAGAUCAGCUGUUCUUCUCUGGUCUCAGCUCUGAAGUCCAACCCCUCCCACCUGAAACAUCUGAAACAUCUGGACCUGAGCAGCAAUACAACCUGCAGGAUUCAGGAGUGAAACAUCUGUGUGGUUUCCUGGAGAGUCCAGACUGCAGACUGGAGACUCUGAGGUUGAAGUGGUGUGAUCUGUCAGGGAUCAGCUGUUCUUCUCUGGUCUCAGCUCUGAAGUCCAACCCCUCCCACCUGAAACAUCUGGACCUGAGUGGGAACAACCUUCAGGCUGCAGAUGUGCAGCAGCUGUCUGCUCUGCUGCAGAGUCCACACUACUACCACCAUAUAUAUAUCCACACUACCACCAUAGAACUCGGAAAAGGUUCGUUUAUUGACCAACGUGGUGAUGCAGUGUCCAACUCUCACCAGCAGAGGGCGCUGCACUGUGUCCGGGGACAAUGGAAGUCUCGCGGGAUUACACUGUGA
This is a messenger RNA of Cololabis saira (Pacific saury), 1556 nucleotides long. Its product is annotated as NACHT, LRR and PYD domains-containing protein 7-like. Gene Ontology annotation, molecular function: protein binding. NCBI's taxonomy places the organism in Eukaryota, Metazoa, Chordata, Actinopteri, Beloniformes, Belonidae. The record is from RefSeq and is a predicted model, not a curated record. The transcript has 4 exons. The coding region runs from base 1074 to 1556 and encodes 160 amino acids.